This is a messenger RNA of Mya arenaria, 1119 nucleotides long. RefSeq names its product thyrotropin-releasing hormone receptor-like. The transcript has 2 exons. Gene Ontology annotation, cellular component: plasma membrane. Gene Ontology annotation, molecular function: G protein-coupled receptor activity. Lineage: Eukaryota; Metazoa; Mollusca; Bivalvia; Myida; Myidae. Gene Ontology annotation, biological process: G protein-coupled receptor signaling pathway. The record is from RefSeq and is a predicted model, not a curated record. Bases 1 to 1119 code for a protein of 372 amino acids.
AUGAAUACCACUUUUGUGAUGGAUACAGAACAUAAUGCUUCUAACAUUUUAAUUAACAACGAAGAGAGAUCGCUGUCAACAAUUCUUUUAGCGGCAAAGACAAUGCGAACUGUAUUCAUACCAUUGAUAGUAGUGAUCGGUUUAUGCGGAAACACAUUAUCGUUGAUGGUGUUUUCAGCCCAAAGCAUGAGGAGGUCUUCGUGUUCGGUGUUUCUGGCGUCCUUGGCGGCUGUUGACAACACUUUUCUCGUCAAUCUACUCUUCACCUGGAUCGAUGGCGAGAUGGUCACUAUCAUAUCUACAGAUAUUUUAUGUCAAGUCCUCAUAUACUUCACGUACGUGACAAGCUUCUUAAGUGUAUGGUUUGUUGUCGGAUUUACAUGUGAGCGUUAUAUCGCCAUAUGUUUUCCACUAAAACGUACGUUUUUGUGUAGUGUAAAGCGGGAAAAGAUAGCAGUUGUCGCAUUAAUCUUGGCAGCUUUUGGUUUGUACAACUUUAGUUUAUGGACAUCUGGAAUGCAACAGUUUGGACCAAAAUUGAAAUGUUCUCUUAAAAAGGAAUACUUUCAAGUUUUGAACAUAGUUACAUGGAUUGAUACACUCCUUACAAUGGUAAUUCCAUUCGUCAUCAUUAUCAUAGUUAACUCGCUUGUUCUUAGAACUAUCAUUCAAGGUUCUUUAAAAUCAAAUGCUUUAAGUAGGAAAUCGAGUUUUGCGCAAAAAAAAGUGGGCUCGUUUGUAAUUCUUGAAACUAUGAAAAAAACAUUCUGUAAACCUACCAAUCCGCAGAUCCGAGUGACAAGAACACUGAUUAUGGUAUCCAUGACAUUUUUGUGUUUAAAUCUUCCUUCACACGCAAUUCGACUGUGCAAUCUAUUUUCGUCAGUGAUGUCAAAACAACAGACAAUUUCCGAGGAGUAUUUCCUCCUUCAAGAAGUGACCUUGGUUUUGUACUAUUUGACAUUUAGCUGCAAUUUUGUGCUUUAUACUCUUUUCGGGAGAAAUUUUAAGACAUCAUUAAUGCUCAUUCUAAAAUGUCGCUCAUAUACGGAUGAGCGACGCCGACUAAUACUUGGAAGAUUAAGUUCCAACAAUAGUAACACAACACAUUUGGUGUAA